Messenger RNA from Teleopsis dalmanni, 831 nucleotides. RefSeq lists its product as uncharacterized. The record is from RefSeq and is a predicted model, not a curated record. Gene Ontology annotation, biological process: positive regulation of DNA-templated transcription. Gene Ontology annotation, cellular component: nuclear body. The transcript has 4 exons. The coding region runs from base 68 to 772 and encodes 234 amino acids. Lineage: Eukaryota; Metazoa; Arthropoda; Insecta; Diptera; Diopsidae.
AAUUGUUUUGUACAUAAUUAUAAUUAUAUGUUUUAUUUACAGAAAUUCGGUACGAGGAGACGGAACUAUGGCAGUAAAUUCAACACGAAAGAAGCGCCGGAUGAGGUGGACGACAGAAGAGGAGGAAGCACUUGUAAAGUUAUGGGAUAUUAAAUAUCCGAAGUUGCGCGGUCAAAAACGCAAUGCUCAUAUAUACGCAGAAAUUGCGGCCGAAAUGGUGGGACGAAAUAUGCAGUUUGAUAGCCACGAAGUGAAGUUUAAAAUGCAUAAUUUGACGAACCGAUUUAAGAAGGAGAAGGACAAAAUGGAGACGUCAGGUGGGUCGCGUUCAGAUUGGCCGUAUUUUGAUCGCAUAAAUGCUAUAAUUGGAAACAGAGGUGUGCACGAUAUGGAUAGUGAAAUUGAAGAGAGUGCAGUUUAUAAAUCGGAAAAUAGUUCGAUAUAUCCAAUAACGUUAAUCUCAGUGCCAUCGUCAACACCGAUGUCAUCACCAUUAACGCCGCUUACACCAACACCAUUGCCAUCACCAACACCAAUACCACAAUCACCACUUCCUCUUGAGUUAGAACGUGAAUCUGCAAAAAAAAGUGAGUUGCCAUUACUGCAAAGUAUUGAAACUACUAACAAGGAUAUUUUGAAUGAAAUUCGCGCGAUGAGACGCAAUCAAGAGCAGUCAAAUAAAGCUCAAGAGGAAAUGCUUCAGCUUGAAAGGCAGCGAAAUGAAAUAAUGAUUAAGAUGCUGACCUGCAUUCAAGAUCGCAAGAAAAAAUAAAUAUUUUUAAUUUAUUACUUAUAACUUGAUAAUAUUAUGUAAAUAAUAGUUUAAUUUUA